GGAAUUAUUUACCGCUACAACAGCAAUGUAACAGAAUCUGAAGUUGAAGUAUGUAUAAGACCUAGACCGGAUCGGCUCUUAAUUUCCUGUCAGAUGUUAGCCGAGCAAGGCUCUUUUCUAGAAGUCAAGAGCACUUUGUCGACUGUAAAACGGAUGCACAAUAUCCUGUCCAUUUCAGAUAAUCUCGAGGAGACAUUUCUCCUAACAAUUUCCAAACGUCCAAG
Molecule: messenger RNA, 224 nt
Organism: Trichobilharzia regenti
Lineage: Eukaryota; Metazoa; Platyhelminthes; Trematoda; Strigeidida; Schistosomatidae
Source: the annotation of a GenBank genome assembly